Molecule: messenger RNA, 1833 nt
Organism: Saprolegnia parasitica CBS 223.65
Lineage: Eukaryota; Oomycota; Saprolegniomycetes; Saprolegniales; Saprolegniaceae
Exons: 3
Coding region: 1-1833 (610 amino acids)
Cellular component (GO): cytoplasm
Molecular function (GO): ubiquitin-protein transferase activity; protein binding; metal ion binding
Source: RefSeq, a predicted model, not a curated record
AUGCGGACGCAACUGCUUGUGGAGCUCGUGCCCCAGCGGACGACGGUCUGCCUCUCCUUUGAGCACGCCAAUGUGACGCUGGACGACGUCAAGACCCGCCUGCAGGUGGACCAAGAACUGCCGACCGACGCCUUCCGAUUCCUCCAUGGGACGCAGCUUCUUGACGGGCUUGUGCCGCAUGCACCUUUCGUCAUCCGCGCGGUCCUCGCGCAUGGUCUUCUUGGUGGCAAGGGCGGCUUCGGUGCUAUGCUUCGCAGUCAAGGCAAGGGCGCGGGCCAGAAGCCCACGACAGAUUUCGGGGCCUGUCGCGACUUGAGUGGUCGUCGCUUGCGGCACGUGAACCAGGAGAUUGCGAUCCAAAAAUGGAACGAAGAGGAGCAAAUCCGCGAGCAGCGUAAGCGCGACGACGUUGAUGAGCGCGAGCUACCGCCGGAAGAGACUCCUAGCGGGAUUGCUGGCUGGUACCUCAACACACCGGCGUGGGCCGAAGGCUUUGGGAAGAAAAAGUCCUCCAAGACCAAGAGAAAACGCAACACGAUCAUGUGCAACAAUUGGCUCCAGGCCCGCGCGCGGUCAACACCUCCAGAGGACGCGCCGCGGUGGUGGGGUUGCCCUCGCGGCCGCAAUUGCAAUUUUGCACACGGCGAAAUCGAGCUUCGAGGCGAAGAGCUCACUCUCUACAAGCAACAGAAGAAAGACGAAGCACAGCGUCAGAAGGACGAAGCACUUGCCACCUACUUGCAUCCGGUCGCGCCAACGGUACUCGAGACGGACGUCAACGACGCGUUCGCGGCUGGGCUUCGCAAGCGCCGCGCGCUGCAGCAAGCGCACGCCGAGCAAAAGCAAGCGCUCGAGACGCAGAUGGUGUACGCCCCUGGCGAGACGCGCUGGGCGACGGCGGCGUCCACAGCGGGUGCCUGGCUCGUACCUCUGAACGGCAACGUCGUUGUUGCGCAAGGCACGCCCGAUACUGACGCGAGCGUUCUCGGGCACGGCACGUUUGGCACUGCAACUGUCUUUGGGUGCGCCUUGCACACUGGCCAGUGGUACUACGAGGUCGAGCUCGGCACGGCCGGCAUCAUGCAGCUCGGGUGGGCCGAUGCCUUGUUCGAAGCCGAUGACGACGAAGGCGACGGCGUGGGCGACCACGUUGCUUCGUGGGCCUAUGACGGCCACCGCCGCCUGAAAUGGACGAACGGCGACUCGACAGCCUAUGGCGACGCGUGGGCGCCCGGCGACGUCAUUGGCUGCCUCUUGGACCUCGACGCGCGCACUGUGUCGUUCUCGCGCAAUGGCACGUCCCUCGGCGUCGCGUUCGACGGUAUUUCGGCUGCGACACCAGCAUCUGACUCGACGCCCGGUGGCUUUUUCCCGGCCGUGAGCCUCGAAGCGAACGAGCGUCUGCUCCUCAACAUUGGUGACCGCCCGUUGCUCCACUGCCCUGAAAAGUACAGUCCAGUGCUCCAUGCACUCGUCAAGGCCAAGGCGCCAUCAACCCCGUUUGUUCAGCCCGCUGUAUCGGUGUCUGCUGUCGUGAAAGAACCUUUGUCGCAUCAAAGCGCUGCGCUCGUCGCGGCGGCCCCGGUCCAGGCUACGCCCGUGCCCGAAGCUCGAGAUGAAGAGGCACCGCUACCUGAAGCCAAGGUCGACCUUAUGGCGUGCGCUAGUAUCGACGACCUCAUCGCUCAUGGGGCUGAAGUUCUGAAGGACGAGCUCGUGGCCAGAGGCAUGAAGUGUGGUGGCCUCGCUACGGAGCGUGCCAAGCGCCUGUGGAGCGUCCGCGGUCUCGAAACCAUUCCGUCCAAGCUGCUCGCUCGCAAGCCAAAGCAGUGA